AUGUCUCUGAUCCUCUUUGCUUUUGUGGUGCGGGUCAGGGAUGGACUCCCUCUGUCAGCUUCCACCGACUUUGAACACAACAGGGAGCUGCAGGAGAGGAAGCAGCAACUCAGAACCAUUAGCAAGUCAUUGGCCAGUUUUUCUGACCGUGGCACUAUUAAGGGCCAGCAGCUCAACUUAUAUUUCACCUCUUCAGAGGGUGUAUCCUACAUGAGUGUGUGCCGCAGCAGCCUCCCUGCUGCGAAAGCCUUCUGCUUCUUGGAAGAUCUGCGCUGGGAAUUCACAGCACGCUUCGAUAGCUCUGUUGUUGCCCUGGCAGCCAGACCAUAUCCAUUUUUGGAGUUUGACAGCACUAUUCAAAAGCUGAAGCAGCAGUACAACCAGAGUGGUGGUCCAACUCUGGAGGUGACUCUGGUAGAAGUCCAGGACGAUCUGAGAAUCCGCCCACCACAAGUAAUAAACUUGGAAGAAGUGGAGCUAGCUAAUGGCACUGCAAAUGGGCACAUAGAGCAAAGUAAGAAUCAGAGGCUUGAACCAGUGACGCCACCGGGCAUCCUGUCGCUCGUCCUUAAUAUUGUGUGUGCGUCUCUGAAUUUGAUUCGUGGUGUGCACCUCAUGGAGAACACGCUCCAGGAUGAUUAUGAGGGCAUUUGGAACUUUGUGGCAUUUCUCUUUGCGUUCGUCUGCUGUGCGUUUCAGUGCCACCUGUUCCUGUUCCACUCCUCUCAGAAGAAGUUAAAGUCCUUCUUUCUGUUGAGCGUCAUCGUUCUAUGCAACUUGUACCUGCACGGCUUGAGGAACGCGUGGCAGCUCAUCUUCCACAUUUCUGUUGCUUCCGUUUCCACCUUCCUCAUCCUCACUCGUAGAGUCCAGCAAAGAACUGACGACUGUGGAGUCUGAUGAGCGCACGAUGGUUUAGCAUGCCACAUCUAUCCAAUAUUCAGCUCAAGGAGGAGCAACAUGGAAGUAAAUUUGCACUAUGUUGCAUGGGUUUCUAACAAAA
This is a messenger RNA of Nematolebias whitei (Rio pearlfish), 1003 nucleotides long. It is a transcript of the gene sec22c, whose product is annotated as SEC22 homolog C, vesicle trafficking protein. The record is from RefSeq and is a predicted model, not a curated record. Lineage: Eukaryota; Metazoa; Chordata; Actinopteri; Cyprinodontiformes; Rivulidae. The transcript has 6 exons. The coding region runs from base 1 to 900 and encodes 299 amino acids. Gene Ontology annotation, biological process: endoplasmic reticulum to Golgi vesicle-mediated transport.